AUGUCGCGUCCUCUCACUCCCCGGGGAGGUUCCCCCGACUCGGGCCUGACGCCCCCGAAUAAUCCCUUUGCUUCGAACCCUUUCGAUACCGACAACGAUUCCAGCGCUGUCGCUUCUCUGGCCAGCGAUUCCACCUUCACUGUGGAGCCUUCGCCUUUGGCGCGAGAGGUCUACAACGAAAAAGGCCACCAGCACUCGUCGUCAGACACAGACAUUGAAGCCAACCAUGUGCCGCCCGUCGUGUCCGACCCGGAGAAGGCCAACGAGAAGCACACGACGGCCCUCCCGCCUUCUACGGGCGAGUCAUUCCCCAAGCGUCUGUACAACCGCUUCCGCGCAACCUACUGCCCCAAGGAGGAGCCGCCUUUGGUGCUGCCUGUCUGUCCUAACGACACAGAGAAGCUCACCUACGUUCACACCAACCGCAUUCUACUCUACGUCUUUGGCGUGUUUUCGUUCCUUUCGCUCGGCGCUGGUAUGUGGUUAUUUGCGCUAUCUGCCCCGGCUUUCUACUGGUACGGUGUUUUCGCAGGUGCCAUGUGCAUCUACCUGUUGAUCUCGUAUGCCGUCGGUAUCAUUGGAAAGGACUGGGACUACAAGGGUCACCUGGAACUGGUGGAACGCUUCCCCAUCACCGAGGAGAACGCGCCAACGGUGGACAUCUUCCUGCCUUGCUGCUCUGAGCCUCUCGAGAUCCUGGAGAACACCUACAAGCACAUUGUCAAUAUUGACUGGCCCGCCUCCAAGCUUCAAGUGCACGUCAUGGACGACAGCGCUUCCCUCACUGUUCGCGCUCUCGCCGAACAAUACGGCUUCAACUACUCCGUUCGCGACGACCGACCCCGCCUCCGCAAGGCCGGCAACUUGAGAUGGACUUUCGCACGCACUAAUGGUGACUUCUUUGCCAUCUUCGACGCAGACUUCUGCCCCCGCCCCGAUUUCGUGAAGGAACUGAUUGUGGAACACCUGGGCGACGAUAAGACGGCCUUGGUCCAGAGCCCUCAGUACUUCCGAGUCACCGAUGACCAGACCUGGGUUGAGCAAGGUGCCGGUGCUACACAGGAGCUGUUCUAUCGUGUCGUUCAGGUCAACCGCAACAAGUGGGGAGCAUCAAUCUGUGUUGGAAGCAACGCUCUCUACCGUCGCGAGGCUCUGGUUGAGGUUGGCGGAACGGCCGAGAUUGGAUUCUCCGAGGAUGUCCAUACUGGUUUCGGCGCUGUUGAUCGUGGCUGGAAGGUCAAGUACAUCCCUCUCUGCCUUGCCACUGGUGUCUGCCCCAAUUCCCCUCGAGCCUUCUUCUCCCAGCAAAUGCGUUGGGCCCGUGGAUCUACCACGCUGUUGACCAACGGUCACUUCUGGGUCUCAAACCUCACCCUCAUGCAGAAGAUCUGCUACCUCUCAGGUUUCCUCUACUACUCUGCUGUCUCGCUUAACAUCUUCCUGGCCCCGAUCGCAGGUACUCUUCUGCUUGCCAUCCGUCCCGAAUGGUUCAAGUUCUGGAACCUUGCCUUUGCCAUUCCCUCGAUUCUCUACGGUGUUAUUCUCAUGCGCGUAUGGGCGAAGGCUAAGUACGGCUUCAACGUACAGCAUGUGGUGACAAUCCAGAGCUACGCCUACCUCACCGCCAUCAAGGAUCGCCUCUUCAACAUUGAACUCCUCUGGGCAGCUUCUGGUGACGCCAAGGCCCACAAGAGCAACAAGUAUCGCAACAUGCGAAUUCUGUGCAUUCUCUGGACUCUUGUCGUUACUGGUGCUAUGGUCGGUGUUGUCACCUGGCGCCUUCUCAACGGCUUCACGUGGUACCACCCACUGCCGCUCAUCAUCAUCAACGUUUACAACUUCUUCAUCAACCAUUACUUUAUGUUCUGCAACUGGUAG
Molecule: messenger RNA, 1878 nt
Organism: Colletotrichum chrysophilum
Lineage: Eukaryota; Fungi; Ascomycota; Sordariomycetes; Glomerellales; Glomerellaceae
Exons: 4
Coding region: 1-1878 (625 amino acids)
Source: RefSeq, a predicted model, not a curated record